UAUCCCUUCUUCCCUGAUCUCUUGUGUCCAGACACUUCAACUGUAAUAUGCCACUCUGAAGACCGGAGGAGGGUUGUCAUGGCAUUCCUGCCAACAGUGCUACAUUCAGCAAAAGAGAUGAUGUCAGAGAUGAAAGUGGCUUGGUAGAAUGACGCUAGCUAUCUCACUUUUGGCCCCUGUGCUGUGCAAGCUCAGCUCCAAAGUCCCACAAGCUUGUCCAGCUGCUGUUAUCUCCUGCUGCUCCCCAGAAUGAGAAAAAGGAUGAGAGAGAGGGGAAGAGUCCCGAGAGCCAGUGUCCUGCUUUAGAACCAGCAAUGGUUGCAUUUUAAGUAACUGCAGCUGAGAGGCAUUAAUACCCUCAGAACCCUGGAGCAUGGCAGAGAAUGCAACUCGACUCAGAGAUGAGGUGGAGCUCUCUGUGAGAUAAUGUGAUUUGAGAAAAUCACAGCUGCUCUUGGCACUCUGAAUGACACACAGUCAGCCUGCGGGGAUGAGUUUCACAGAGGCAAGGAUGUGUUUUGUGCUGUGCUGAGUGGACUGUCACGGGUUUGUACCGACUCAUGUUGAGGAGACCAGAAGACACCAUGUAUAAAAGGUAAGUGUUCCUGAUCAGUUGGAAGCAUGAGCUGCAGUGAUAUGAGUCUGUUGCUCUGGUUCGGUGAAGGCAGAACGUUUCUGCUGCUGCUUUGCUGUGGGACACUGCUGACCUGUGCCAAGACCAGCAGACACCAAGGGUCCCGCACACCCGCACACAUCCACACUGAUGACAUCAUACUGGCUGUCAUACUCCCUCAACACAAUACAUCCUACCCCUGGGCAUGGCCCCGCGUGGGACCCGCUCUGGACCGCGCCAUUGCUCGCGUCAAUGCCGACCCCACUUUGCUGCCCCGGCACCACCUCCGCCACAUCUUUGCAAACAGCGAGGAUAGGGACGGUAUCUGCUCCGAGUCCAUUGCCCCCCUCAUGGCCGUGGACCUGAAAUUCGAGUACAACCCGUGGGCCUUCAUAGGGCCUGGCUGUGACUAUACCUCCUCCCCAGUUGGGCUGUUCACUGCUCAUUGGGGCCUCCCCAUGAUCACGGCAGGGGCCCCUGCUGUAGCUUUCCUCCUCAUGGAAAUGUACUCCUCCAUCACAAACACAGGCCCCACACACAAGAAACUGGGUGACUACGCCCUCCACCUCUACAGGCAUUUCGGUUGGCACCAACACGCCCUGCUGAUGUUCAGUGACACCAAAAUGGGCGAAAGGGCAUGCUACUUCGCCCUGGAGGGGCUUUACACGGAAAUGCAUGAAGAAAACAUCACAACCAUGGACCUGGUAUUCGAGGAGAACAAAGGGCCUGUUAACUAUUCCGAACUCCUACACAAGAUCAAGGAUGAUGGAAGAGUGGUGUUUGUAUGCUGUUCUCCGGAUAUUUUCCGGCAGUUGAUGGUGCACUUCCACAGGGCAGGUCUCCCUAAGGAGGAGUAUGUCUUCUUCUACAUUGACAUCUUUGGACGCAGUUUGGAGUCCAGGCCCUCGCAGCCAUGGGCCAGAGGAGACCCAGAUGAUGUCUUUGCGAAGGAGGCCUUCCAGAGUGUGAAGAUACUGACCUACCUAGAGCCACAAAAUCAGGAGUACAAAGAGUUUGUCACUCAUCUAAAAUCGGAUGCCAAACGGAUGUUCAACUUCACAGUGGAGGAUUCUUUGAUGAACAUCAUCUCAGGUGGUUUCUAUGACGGUCUGAUGUUGUACUGCAAUGCUCUAAAUGAGAGUCUUUCAGAGGGACAUGAUCGACCUUCAGGAGAGUCUGUCACAAAGAGAAUGUGGAACCGGACAUAUUAUGGUGUCACUGGUCUGGUGCAGAUUGAUGAGAAUGGAGACAGAGAGACUGAUUUCGCCCUGUGGGACAUGACUGACACGAACAGUGGCAACUUUCAGAUUGUGGCAGUGUAUAACGGCACUCAGAAGCAGAUGAAGAUUCUUCCUGAUAUGGCCAUCCAGUGGCCAGGUGGUGACAUUCCCUUGGACAUGCCCUACUGCGGCUUUAAGAACGACAACCCUGACUGUCAUGAACGAACAAUUGGAAUGCACCAGAUGAUUUCCAUCGUUCUUUUCCUCAUCCUUGUCAUCAUCUUCACUGUGACUGUGUUUAUAUACAGAAAGCUGAAGCUGGAGAAGGAGUUGGUUGCUCAGUUAUGGAGGAUCGCUUGGGAGGACAUUCAGAUGAGCAAUCUGGAAAAGGCCCUGAGAAGCACCGGAAGCAAACUCACACUCUCUCUAAGAGGUUCAAACUAUGGAUCACUGCUGACAGCUGACGGUAAUUUCCAGAUGUUUGCUAAGACUGGCUACUUUAAGGGAAACAUUGUAGCCAUUAAAUACAUCAACAGAAAGCGCAUCGAGUUAACAAGGAAAGUGUUGUUUGAACUGAAGCAUAUGAGAGAUGUGCAGAAUGAGCAUUUGACUCGUUUUAUCGGCGCCUGCAUCGACCCGCCCAAUAUCUGCAUCGUCACAGAAUACUGCCCUCGAGGCAGCCUGCAGGACAUUUUGGAGAACGAAAGCAUCACACUUGACUGGAUGUUCAAAUAUUCUCUAGUCAGUGACAUAGUAAAGGGCAUGACUUUCAUCCAUAACAGUGUGAUUGUAUCCCACGGCAACCUGAAGUCAUCCAACUGUGUGGUUGACAAUCGUUUUGUGCUAAAGAUCACUGACUAUGGGCUGUCCAGCAUCAGGACAGAGUCAGACACGGAGGACGCCUACUCUUAUUAUGCACGUAAGCUGUGGACGGCUCCAGAGCUGUUGAGAUUGGAGUGCUUUCCUCCAGGAGGCACGCAAAAGGCCGACAUCUACAGUUUUGGCAUCAUACUUCAGGAAGUGGCUCUGCGCAGAGGAGUCUUUUACCUGGAGGGAGACUCGCUAAGCCCCAAAGAGAUCGUGGACCGUCUAGCUCUGGGUGAAUGGCCGUAUCUACGGCCAUCAGUGAACCCUCAGUCCCAUAGUGAAGAGCUGGGUCAGCUGAUGCAGCGCUGUUGGGCUGAAGAACCAUCAGACAGACCAGAGUUCAACCAUAUUAGUGUGUUACUCCGCAAACAAAAUAGGGAGCACAGAAGUAAUAUCUUGGAUAAUCUUUUGUCUCGAAUGGAGCAGUAUGCUAAUAAUCUGGAGGAGCUGGUAGAGGAGAGGACUCAAGCCUACCUGGAGGAGAAACGCAAGGCAGAAGCUUUACUGUACCAGAUCCUCCCUCAUUCAGUGGCAGACCAGCUGAAGAAGGGUGAGACAGUGCAGGCUGAAGCUUUUGACUCUGUCACCAUUUACUUUAGUGAUAUUGUGGGCUUCACGGCCCUGUCAGCAGAUAGCACACCUUUGCAGGUCGUCACCCUCCUCAAUGACCUUUACACCUGCUUCGAUGCCAUUAUAGACAAUUUUGAUGUUUACAAGGUGGAGACAAUAGGAGAUGCCUACAUGGUGGUUUCAGGAUUGCCAGUACGUAACGGGAAACUACAUGGUCAUGAGAUCGCACGCAUGUCGCUUGCUCUGCUGGAGACUGUUAAAACAUUUAAGAUUCGCCACCGACCUGAUGAGCAGCUCAAAUUACGAAUCGGCCUUCACAGUGGCCCUGUCUGUGCAGGAGUAGUUGGGCUGAAGAUGCCUCGGUACUGUCUCUUUGGAGACACAGUAAACACAUCCUCUCGCAUGGAGUCAAAUGGAGAACCUCUGAAGAUUCAUGUGUCGUCAGCCACUCGAGAUGUGCUGCAGGAGUUCAACUGCUUCCAGCUGGAGCUGAGAGGAGAUGUGGAGAUGAAGGGAAAAGGGAAGAUGACGACCUACUGGCUUCUGGGGGAAAUGAAGGACAGUGAUUGAGAUGGUGGGGAGUGAGAGUCUAAAGCCCCAACGGGAUCAGCAGAGACACUCUGACUCUAGUCAAAUGCACCCAGGGGAACCAAGCCAAGACUGUUGGGCGCCGGUUCUGUUGGCCAAAUGCACUCGCAUGUAAUCCUGUACAGCACUAGAUGAUGUCUGACCUUGUAUAUAUGUACUUUAAGAUGUUUCUUUUGUAAGAGCACCAGCUGCAGCUGUAAAUGGAGUGAAGGUUGAGUGUGAUUGAAUAUCGCCCCCUGGUGGAUAAGUAGCAGCACUGCUGGCUUAAAAUACAGUAGGCUAAAUAAAUAUGAUUACUUCCACCCAGGGUGUGUGUGAGAAAAGACAUGUAAAUAUUAAAGAUGAUGAUGUUAUUACUCAUAAUUUAACUCGCCCCCCAAAA
Molecule: messenger RNA, 4240 nt
Organism: Rhinichthys klamathensis goyatoka
Lineage: Eukaryota; Metazoa; Chordata; Actinopteri; Cypriniformes; Leuciscidae
Gene: npr1b
Product: natriuretic peptide receptor 1b
Exons: 24
Coding region: 622-3840 (1072 amino acids)
Biological process (GO): receptor guanylyl cyclase signaling pathway; intracellular signal transduction; cGMP biosynthetic process
Cellular component (GO): membrane
Molecular function (GO): guanylate cyclase activity; ATP binding; peptide receptor activity
Source: RefSeq, a predicted model, not a curated record